AUGGCACCGCAGUCUUAUAACACCUUCGGGGCAACUGAUUUAAAGAGCUCUGAACUUAAAGAGCAAGCCGAUUGGUUGCCCGCGCAUCACGGCAAGGAAUAUGUACCGAGGAGGAAACCGAAUCGCGGGCCGUCCGCUGCCGAUUACUUUCUUCUCAAGGUUUCUGCUCUGAUAUCCGCCAUUGGUGUAUUUUAUUUGCUCGCCUAUACCCUCGCCCAACGACGAGCAUCUCCGCAACCUCAGCUUGAAAAUAUAAGGGGUACUUCAUUCUUAGAUCAUGAGACCCCUAUUAGCGCGUUUGCUGGCAAAUCAUUCUUAAGACAUAACAUCCCUUUUAUUGAUAUCCCUGAUUCCCUUAUCGAGGAUGUCUACUAUUAUAGGUGGACGACCAUUCAGCGUAACCUUCGUUACAUCAAGGCUGGAACCGGUUACAUGUGUACCGAGUUUGUUCAACCAGUAGGCUACGCCAAGGCUUUUGGUUCUAUCGAUGCCGCUGCUGGCCACCAGAUUGACGAGUCAAGAUGGCUGAGAGAUACCUUCUAUGGCGAUGACUAUAUUUAUCUCUAUACUCGUGGCCCAGCCGAUGCGCUGCAGUAUACCCAAUGGAUCCUCGAUGCCGCGAGUCGCCGCGCUAUGGUGACCGGUGACACCCAGUUUCUCGCCGCUCAGCUCGAUGAUAUGAUCCGCAUAUGGCAUGAAUGGGAUGAAGUCUACGACGGGGCAGCUGGUUUAUAUUACUAUCAACCAGUCUGGGAUGCCCAAGAAUUAUCUCUACCUGGUUUUAUUGCCGAUCCUAAUGGCACUGAUUGGACCCUCAGGAAGGAUGGUCCAGAUACCUUCAGGCCUAGCCAUAAUGCUUAUAUGGUGGCAAAUGCUAAAGCAAUAGCUCGCGCCGCUCAUCUAGCCCGCGACGGGUUUCGUGAAGCACAGUUUACCAUUUUGGCCGACAGCCUCGAAGAGGCCAUGUACGAGAGGAUGUGGGCUCCCGAGCAGAAGUUUUUCAUGGAUAUUAUUCGGCCAAACAAUCCCAACUUGACACGGCUCACCGGAAGGGAACAGGUUGGCUUAUUCCCAUAUCGAUUCGGCAUUGGCUUAGACAAAUCGUACGCACAGCCAGCCAUCGAUGCUAUGUUUGAUCCGGAAGGUUUUUUAGCCCCUUACGGCCCAACAACCUUAGAGAUAAGAGAUCCGUGGUUCAUGGCUACUAGGCCAGACAACUACUGCUGUUACUGGAACGGUAUGUCUUGGCCGUAUUCAACGGGACAUACCCUCAAGUCACUUGCUGCGAUAUAUCGUUCUAAAACCACGAAUGUUACCGCAGAGCAGUACCUGCAGUAUCUGCAGACUUACGCCAGGACUCAGCAGAAGGACGGCCACCCCUAUAUUGCAGAAUCUCAUUAUCCCUUCUCGGAUGCUUGGAGUGCCGAUGGUUGGAACCAUUCAGAGCAUUAUGACCACUCGACUAAUAAUGACGAUGUUAUUACUGGCUUGCUCGGUAUCAUACCGCAGCAAGAUGAUAAACUUAAGAUCUCCCCUAUCAUCCCGAAGAAUUGGACUUACUUUGCCCUCGAAAAUCUGGCUUAUCAUGGACACCUAGUGACCGUGCUCUACGAUAAAUUUGGGUCAAGAUAUAAAGUUGGGCAUGGAUUGACAGUUUAUGUCGAUGGCAAUAAAGUAUAUAAUGGUGCUGGGAAGCAUGCUACAAUACCUAUCCCCCCGCCCAUCCUACCAGGCGAUGCGUUGAUUAACAUUGCAGCGAAUCCUGCUGGACCUGGCCAGUACCCAACAGCUGAUGCGACAUAUACAAAUUCCGGCGACUUCCAAUUUAAGGCCAUUGACGGUGUUCUAUUUUACGACUCGAUACCCGAUAAUCGAUGGACAAACUACGGAUCACCAAAUCUAAAUGACACGCUCACGAUUACAUUUUCUCGACCCAGAAACAUCUCUUCUGUAACCCUCGCGUUGUUUUCAGACGUUGCAAGAGGCGGAGGCGUAGAUGUACCGGCCCGUAUAGAAAUAUACGGAUCCACGGGUUUGUUGGCUGCGAUUAAUGACUCCUCUAGUCUAUUGCCAAACGACCGUAAUGAAAUAAAGUUCGGCCAAAUUGAGACACAAUUCUUAGCAGUUAACCUGUACCGGAAGUCGUCGCACCUCUGGGUCGGCAUCUGCGAACUAGAAGUUUGGACGCCGCCUAUUUCUGGGCCGACCUAUCACGCAGUCGAUGCUUACCUUACCGGGCAAGACACGCGUGUCAUCUUUGAUAAUAGAUCAUCUGCCACGGCUAACGGAGCCGUUGUUGGAGGAUUAAAUACGGAUAGCAACGUGGCCUUCUCUGGAGUUUUGUCUCGUGGUGGUCCGGCCUCUUUGGUCCUCACCUACUCGAAUAUGGGUAAUACGACGGUAGAGCUAAGUGUCGAGGUUAAUCAGGUACCAAGAGCUAGCCUCAGUCUCCCCCCUAGCGCGGGAAAUUACAUCAGUACCAAUACAACAACUGUAUUGUUGGCUUCAGGGAAGAACUACGUUAGCUUAAGAGGAGGCUCGAAGGACGAAGCUGUAAGGUUGGAAACUUUAAACGUGCUAUGACAUCCAUCCCUGGUACAGAUUUCAAUCAAAUCACGAUUACAUGUUGGACCAUAUCUUUCUGCAUACCCAAUGUACCUAACCUAGUUGUAGCACUGAAACGUCUAUUAUUGUUCAGUUCAAUCAAUGUCUCAAGUCUAGAACCGUCCCAGUAGAAUUCGGGCAAAAUACAAAGGCUCUCUCGAACCUGAAGACGAAGCAUCUUUACUUAGCGUCAUGGAGACGUGGAGCAGCAUCGAGGUGUUGGUAGACGAAAAGCGGUUGUCUACGUGAGGCCAGAGCUGAGUAGGGAGAGAGU
This is a messenger RNA of Daldinia caldariorum, 2878 nucleotides long. RefSeq names its product Six-hairpin glycosidase. Lineage: Eukaryota; Fungi; Ascomycota; Sordariomycetes; Xylariales; Hypoxylaceae. Gene Ontology annotation, biological process: carbohydrate metabolic process. The coding region runs from base 1 to 2583 and encodes 860 amino acids. The record is from RefSeq and is a predicted model, not a curated record. The transcript has 3 exons.